CUUAAGCUGCGAUACGCCGAGCGCUCAACAUCCGAGGACUUUGGCCCAGAGUAACCCCGCUCUCGUGACCUUUCCCCUCCAUUCCGCGCCUCCGGCUGCUGGCCGGGCUAGAGGCUGGCGGCUGGGCUCUGGCGCCCCUCCCUGCAGGGCGCAGGCUCUCCCCCUCCCGUCUCCUCCGCGCUGUUCCUCGUCAUGGCGGCCCUCAGCAAGUCCAUCCCUCAUAACUGCUAUGAGAUUGGCCACACUUGGCACCCUUCCUGCCGGGUCUCCUUCCUGCAGAUCACCGGGGGCGCCCUGGAGGAGUCCCUGAAGAUCUAUGCUCCUCUGUACUUGAUUGCAGCAAUUCUCCGGAAAAGGAAAUUAGACUAUUAUUUACACAAACUACUCCCUGAGAUCCUACAAUCUGCUUCAUUUCUAACUGCUAAUGGGGCCUUGUAUAUGGCUUUCUUUUGCAUUUUAAGGAAGAUACUUGGAAAAUUCUACUCAUGGACUCCUGGCUUUGGUGCCGCUUUGCCAGCAUCUUAUGUGGCCAUUCUCAUUGAAAGAAAAAGCAGGAGAGGGCUGCUCACAAUUUAUAUGGCCAACUUGGGCUUGGCACCCUAGGACGUGUCUAUAUAUCAUUAUGGCCUCUGGUUCUUCACCUUUGUGUCAUGACGGGGCCACAGAAACACUAUUCAGAAUGGGUGUAGCAAGAGGAGCCAUCACAACAUUAAGAAAUGGAGAAGUCCUUUUGUUUUGCAUCACAGCUGCCAUGUACAUGUUCUUUUUCAGGUGCAAGGAUGGUUUGAAAGGAUUUACAUUUUCUGCACUUAGGUUCAUUGUAGGGAAGGAAGAAAUUCCCACACACUCUUUUUCACCAGAGGCAGCAUAUGCAAAAGUGGAACAAAAGAGAGAGCAACACAAGGAAAAACCCAGAAGAAUGAAUAUGAUUGGUCUAGUCAGGAAAUUUGUGGAUUCAAUAUGCAAACAUGGACCAAGGCAUAGAUGUUGCAAACAUUAUGAAGAUAAUUGCAUCUCUUAUUGCAUUAAAGGUUUCAUCAGAAUGUUUAGCGUGGGGUACUUGAUCCAGUGCUGCCUCCGAAUCCCCUCUGCAUUUAGGCAUCUAUUUACACAGCCAUCUCGGCUACUUUCUCUCUUCUACAAUAAAGAAAACUUCCAGCUUGGAGCUUUUCUUGGCUCUUUUGUUAGUAUAUACAAGGGUACUAGUUGCUUCCUGCGCUGGAUCAGAAACUUAGAUGAUGAACUACAUGCUAUUAUAGCUGGAUUUUUGGCAGGUAUAUCAAUGAUGUUUUAUAAAAGCACAACAAUUUCCAUGUACUUAGCAUCCAAAUUGGUAGAGACAAUGUAUUUCAAAGGCAUUGAAGCAGGGAAGGUUCCCUAUUUUCCUCAUGCAGAUACUAUCAUCUAUUCCAUCUCUACAGCAAUUUGCUUCCAGGCAGCUGUCAUGGAAGUUCAGACUUUGAGACCAUCUUACUGGAAGUUCCUUUUAAGACUCACCAAGGGCAAAUUUGCUGUCAUGAACCGAAAAGUCCUUGAUGUUUUUGGUACUGGUGCAUCUAAACACUUUCAGGAUUUCAUCCCCAGGUUGGAUCCAAGAUACACAACUGUAACACCAGAGUUGCCCACAGAGUUUUCUUGAAGAUGACUGUAAUUUAUUAAUGUGACUAAAUGUUUCAUUUUGAAGAGUUAAUUAUGUCGAACACAAAGGAGGGGGCCCAAGCUCAAACUUCAGUGUUAUUUCAGUUAGAGAUACUCUUUUCAUUUGUGUUGUUUUUCUUAUGAAUCAGAAAUUCAGAAGCUUUUUAGGAAGGUGUUGCUUAAUAAUUAAGCUUCCUCCAUAGCCAGAAUAAGAUUCUGGAUCACUGUAGUGAUUGACAUUAUUAUAUAUUAUUGAUCAAGUUAUGUCCAUAAGCAAUAUUAUAUAAUCUAUGUAGAAGUGUAAUAGCAAACAAGAGUACACUUAAAAUUACUUUAAAAGAUGUCUUUAGUUCAUUCCAAUAUAAUUCUUGAUUAAAAUUAGGAUUAUUUCUAUGUUUUAGGAUUUACAAAGGAUCACGGGUACAUGGAUUUGGUCUGAAUUUUUUUUUUAAGUUUGGAAUUGGUAUCUGUAGUAGUGGAAUGUUAUAGAUUUGAAGUAACUCUCCACGGACAGUGCUGCUUUCGUGUAGAGCAAUUUAAUUGGAGAAAUGGCCAUUCUUACUUCAGGGAUGCAAAGAUGGGUCUCAUACCAUUUGGAUAAAUGUCGUGGUAUCCAUGCUUUUCUUUCAACUAAUAACAUCAUCUCUCUUCAUGACCAGUUAGUUGGGAUAUUUGGCAGCCUAGCAAACCUAUGUACUAAUGGCAGGUUAGGGGUAAAUGGAAAUGGACACAUCCAACAGAGUUGAAAUGUAUGUUUGAAUCUUUCACAGAAGUAUUACACUUGAAUAUUUAAAAACAAAA
Cercocebus atys (sooty mangabey) is the source of this 2439-nucleotide messenger RNA. RefSeq names its product transmembrane protein 135 (gene TMEM135). Bases 524 to 1639 code for a protein of 371 amino acids. The record is from RefSeq and is a predicted model, not a curated record. Lineage: Eukaryota; Metazoa; Chordata; Mammalia; Primates; Cercopithecidae. The transcript is spliced from 16 exons.